AUGGGCCCCACACAGACGGUGAUCCACUGGUAUCAUGUCUUCAAUAUUAGAGAGGAAGUGAUUUAGCACAAUCCUAUAAGAAAAUAUCCAUUCACUGUUGAAAAUCUGAACACAUUCUGGUCUCAGGUUGGGACGGAGGGGCCGGGCCGCCCUUACUUGCUCGGCCGUCUCUAGAACGAGGAUCUACUGUGUUGUAUUGUGAGUUUUCAUCCGCAAAUCGUGGAAGAUGGCCGACGUACCGGCGGAGUGCACCAUCAAAGUGAUGUGCCGUUUCAGGCCCUUGAAUAGUUCAGAGGUGGCCAGAGGGGACAAAUACAUCCCAAAGUUUCAAGGGGAAGACCAUGUGGUCGUCGGGAGCAAACCAUUCCAGUUUGACAGAGUGUUCCAGCCCAAUACGACACAGGAGCAAGUAUACAACGCCUGCGCCCAGAAGAUCGUCAAAGAUGUUCUGGAGGGGUACAACGGGACAAUAUUUGCAUACGGACAGACAUCUUCCGGCAAAACACACACAAUGGAGGGUAACCUCCAUGACACAGAUGGAAUGGGGAUCAUCCCCAGGAUAGUGCAGGACAUCUUUAACUACAUCUAUUCCAUGGACGAGAACCUGGAGUUCCACAUCAAGGUUUCAUAUUUUGAAAUUUACUUGGACAAGAUUCGGGACCUCUUGGAUGUGUCAAAGACAAACCUGUCGGUGCACGAAGACAAAAACAGAGUUCCCUAUGUCAAGGGAUGCACUGAGAGAUUUGUCUGCAGCCCAGAGGAAGUCAUGGACACCAUCGACGAAGGAAAAUCUAACAGACACGUAGCAGUUACAAAUAUGAAUGAGCACAGCUCCAGAAGUCACAGUAUCUUCCAGAUCAACGUGAAGCAGGAGAACACUGCUACCGAGCAGAAACUCAGCGGAAAGCUCUACCUCGUCGACCUGGCUGGAAGUGAAAAGGUCAGCAAGACGGGAGCAGAGGGUGCCGUGUUGGAUGAGGCCAAGAACAUCAACAAGUCUCUGUCAUCACUGGGCAAUGUCAUUUCAGCUCUGGCCGAAGGGUCUGGCUAUAUCCCAUACAGAGACAGUAAAAUGACCAGAAUCCUUCAGGAUUCUUUGGGGGGGAACUGUAGGACCACCAUCGUCAUCUGCGCCUCCCCCUCCGCCUACAACGAGUCGGAGACCAAGUCCACUCUCAUGUUCGGACAGAGAGCGAAGACCAUUAAGAACACAGUGUGUGUGAACGUGGAGCUGACGGCAGAACAGUGGAAGAAGAAGUACGAGAGGGAGAAGGAGAAGGGAAAGGCCUUGAGGAACACCAUCACCUGGCUGGAGAAUGAGCUCAACCGCUGGAGGAACGGUGAGAGUGUGCCGGUGGACGAGCAGUUUGACAAGGAGAAGGCCCAAGCUGAGGUGUUGGCCCUGGACAAUGUGCCCAACGACAAGCCUGCCUCCACCCCCAACAUGCCCCAGCUCCGUCUGACCGACGCAGAGAAGGACAAGUGUGAGGUGGAGCUGGCCAAGCUCUACAAGCAGCUGGAUGAUAAGGAUGAUGAGAUCAACCAGCAGAGCCAGCUGGCAGAGAAGCUCAAGCAGCAGAUGUUGGACCAGGAGGAGCUACUGGCGUCGUCUCGGCGCGACCACGAUAACCUGCAGUCAGAGCUGAACCGCCUGCAGGCUGAGAACGAGGCUUCCAAGGAUGAGGUGAAGGAGGUUCUGCAGGCAUUGGAGGAGCUGGCUGUUAACUAUGACCAGAAGAGCCAGGAGGUCGAGGACAAGACCAAGGAGUUUGAGAUGGUCAGCGAUGAGCUCAACCAGAAAUCGAGCGUCCUGACGUCCAUUGACUCUGAGCUGCAGAAACUGAAGGACAUGAGCAACCACCAGAAGAAGAGGGUCUCUGAGAUGAUGUCAUCACUACUGAAAGACCUGGCAGAGAUUGGCAUCGCCGUGGGCAGUACCGAGAUCAAGCAACACGACGGCAGUGGUCUGAUAGAUGAGGACUUUACGGUGGCUCGUCUGUACAUCAGUAAGAUGAAGUCGGAGGUGAAGACCAUGGUGAAACGCAGCAAACAGCUGGAGAGCACCCAGUCAGAGAGCAACAAGAAGAUGGACGAGAACGACAAGGAGCUGGCCGCCUGUCAACUAAGGAUCCAACAGCACGAGGCUAAGAUCAAGUCCCUGACAGAGUAUCUUCAGAACGUGGAGCAGAAGAAGAGACAGCUUGAGGAGAACGUUGACUCUCUGAACGAAGAACUGGUCAAGAUCAGUGCCCAGGAGAAAGUCAACGCCAUGGAGAAGGAGAACGAGAUCCAAUCAGCCAAUGAAGUCAAGGAGGCUGUAGAGAAGCAGAUCGCUGGUCACCGUGAGGCCCAUCAGAAACAGAUCAGCAGCCUCAGGGAUGAGCUGGACAAGAAGGCGCACCACAUCACUGAACUGCAGGAUCUCAACCAGAAGAUCAUGCUGGAACGGGAGCGUCUCAGGGUGGAACACGAGAAACUCAAGUCUACCGACCAGGAGAAGAGCCGCAAACUUCACGAGCUAACGGUGAUGCAGGACAGGAGAGAACAGGCCAGACAGGACCUGAAGGGAUUGGAGGAGACCGUGGCCAAGGAGCUCCAGACUCUGCACAACCUUAGAAAGCUGUUUGUCCAGGACCUGGCUACCCGAGUGAAGAAGAGUGCUGAGAUGGACUCUGAUGACACAGGAGGCAGCGCAGCUCAGAAACAGAAGAUCUCCUUUCUGGAGAACAACCUGGAGCAGCUUACCAAGGUUCACAAACAGCUGGUACGUGAUAAUGCAGACCUGCGCUGUGAGCUUCCUAAACUGGAGAAGCGUCUGCGUGCUACGGCUGAGCGGGUCAAGGCCCUGGAGUCGGCACUGAAGGAGGCCAAAGAGAACGCUGCACGCGACCGCAAACGUUACCAGCAAGAGGUGGACCGCAUCAAAGAUGCCGUCAGGGCUAAGAACAUGGCCAGGAGGGGCCACUCUGCUCAGAUCGCCAAACCCAUUCGUCCUGGCCAGCCUCCAGUGGCGUCCCCCACCCACCCCAACGUGAACCGCGGCGGAGGGGGUUUCUACCAGAACAGCCAGGCCGUGGCCAUCAGGGGAGGAGGAGGCAUGAAGCCAGACAAGAAGUCAGAUGGCUAGAGUAGAGACCGGAUCUGAUACACAGCCUUUGAAGAUGGGAGGGGACAUGACCACAGAAGAUGCAGAUGGAUAUCACCCUGGCAACCUGUCAUUCCAUUACAGCCAUUGGCUUCCUGCAGGCUAUAUAUUAGAGAGAGGGAGGAGUUUUAAUAUAAAUAUAGAAAUAUUCCUGCCCUGUACAGAUCCACCUACCUUCAUGUUUCUUCUCUCCGGAACAAACAACAACAAUGAAAUCAAUUUAAUAUACAAAACAAAACACACACCCAGACACCCACCAACUGCAGGGUACAGUCUUGGCUCAAUGAACUACAUUUGACUUGAAUGUGUAGCUUUGUUUUUCGUGGCACAGUUUGUUGUCAUCUUUGAUGUCUUAAGGUUUAGUUUGCACUGUGCCAAUGUGAAUGUACGCUAACCGGGAUUUCAAAAGAGAUGAGAAAAAAAGAAAAGGCGACUGAUCCUUGAUACCACAAACAUUCUUAGGCUAAUCCCUUGUACAGUACAUUACUAUUAUACUGGUUGUACCACACUUCUUUCUAUCAAUAGAUUUUACAAGCUUCUUAAAAGGUUUAAACUGAAAUAGAUGCCAUUUUGAGCACUACUAUCCUGUUGUACAUAUGUAAUAUGGCACUGAACAUGCUUCCUUAAGAGGUGUUUGGCUUUGAAAUGCCAAGAGGUGCGAUUUCAGUUUAGAUUUAAUUAGAGUACCUGUGGUGGCCAUUGUUUUUAUUGUAAGGAAAAUAAAGCGACACAUACUUGUGCGGUGACUACAUUAAACAGAUGUCAGAAGGAAAGAGGAGUCUGAUCAGGAGCAAGCUUUCAUGCCUGCGUCCCAAAUGUCUUUACUUCUUCAACGGUUUUCAAUGCAGUGUUACUGCUUGGAUGUUAUUUAUCUAUCUGCACAUUGGAGCACAUAGAUGGCACACACACGCUUGUCCUAGCUAGCUAGGUCCUCUCAUCCACUCGCCAUCUUUGUCCUGACCUCCUCUAAACAAACCAUUGGCUGGUGGUUGUAUUAACAUUUUAUUUGUAAAUGAACUGUUUAUAGUACUUUUAUCAAUGGGCUCCUUUCAGUGCCCUCACCCCCACCACCAGUAAUGUCAUAACGAGUGGAGUAAAUACAUUUAGGGGAGCCUCUGAUUAAAUUCAUAUUGGGAAUCGAUAUAAGGCAGACGUUUUCCAAAAUCACCCUCUUUUCAUUAAGUCAGGUCAAGUGCACAUGUCAUCUUAUUGUGGAUUGGUGUAGUUGUAUAUCUGUCUCACUGUUCUCUAGCUUGACAAGCAUAUCUGAUCUGUAUUGGUUGGAAUGUUGGAUGGCAGUGUUCGAUUGGCUCGCCCUUGCCACUGAUCAGCCAGUUAGAUGAGCAGGGGGCCUUUGGCUAGGAAGGGGAUUGGUCGGGUUCAGUCUGCUGGUAAACUAGUCUGGGUCCGAAAUGGCACAGCCCUAUGGGCCCUGGUCAAAACUACAUAGUGAAUACGGUGCCGUUUCAGACACAGCCUAUCCGAAAGCAGUGCAUCUUGGAAAGUGGUUUAUUAAUUAUCAAAGUUGCAAUCAGGAGCCAAGGACUUUAUACAUUUUACACUUCUUGUCUUCUUGUUUUGUUGUUUUCUUUUCCUAUGUGAGAGUAAAAUGUCUCUCCAACCCUUGUUUUUAUGUCAUUUUGUGUAAAUUCUGAAGCAUUUGCUGUUGCUGUGAUUGCAGCAUGAAACAAAAACACUGACAUCUUGUGAGUACAAUAUUAUAUAUCAAUGAUAUACUGUUAGGUGUGACCAGGAUUGAGUCUUUUUAAUAGUCUGCAGCCACAGCAAGGUGUCGGUGUUUUAUGUUAUGAACUUUUGUUGUUUUGGAAGGAUUUGACAUAAAAUUUACAUAAGAUAGCACUUCAGAAUUAUUCAUCCGAUACUCCUGCGCUUCGUGUAAAGUUUAAACCUUUAAACUGGGUUAGAAAACACUCCAACUUGGUAAUUUAUGGGGGUGUAAACCAUGAUUUUCUGCUAUUAGAGGCUAGUUUGGGAGAGGUAGGUAUCCUAUACCUUUGACAGGACAAUGUCUAUCAAGUUUUCAUCUUUGUAACCUUUAGAACAGUAAACACUUUGCAACAUGGUCUUCAAAGUGCAUAGUACCCUAUCCUUACCUGCCAGGGUUCCACUGUACUCCAUCAAUUUAAUGGAUAUGAAAUGGGAAAGUACAGAAAAAGAACAAUAACCAUUUGUCCAUGAUGUUUACCAAAUUAAUUUGUUUGCAUUGAUUCUAAAGUAAAGCGUAGCCACUUUAUUACUGUGUAAUAGUUACUUAAAUUUCUAAUUGACAGAUAAGGAUUCCAUCAAUGGAAAAAGGUACUGGAUCAUUCCGAGGGUACGUCCCAAAUGGCACCCUAUUCCUUAUGUAGUGCACUACUUUUGACUGCAUAGGGAAUAGGGUGCCAUUUGGGACAGAACAUAGAGACCUGGGGAGGAGUUGGAGGGGAUGUUCAAAGUUUAUUGAUAUCACCAUUUUGGAUUGACUGCAUGAUGUAAAUGUAUGUGUGAUUAAAUAAUUAUGAGGAAAACCUA
Molecule: messenger RNA, 5677 nt
Organism: Salmo salar (Atlantic salmon)
Lineage: Eukaryota; Metazoa; Chordata; Actinopteri; Salmoniformes; Salmonidae
Product: kinesin-1 heavy chain
Biological process (GO): microtubule-based movement
Molecular function (GO): microtubule motor activity; microtubule binding; ATP binding
Source: RefSeq, a predicted model, not a curated record